This is a messenger RNA of Fusarium subglutinans, 1233 nucleotides long. Its product is annotated as tyrosinase. Gene Ontology annotation, molecular function: oxidoreductase activity. Bases 1 to 1233 code for a protein of 410 amino acids. NCBI's taxonomy places the organism in Eukaryota, Fungi, Ascomycota, Sordariomycetes, Hypocreales, Nectriaceae. The transcript has 2 exons. The record is from RefSeq and is a predicted model, not a curated record.
AUGCGCGUUCGCCGCUCUCUUAAAGAACUUGUGAGUCUUUACGACGCUGGUGACAGAACCCAGCUGGAGAACCUCGUCAGGGCUUUCCGCAAGAUUCAGACCCUACCUCCCAACGAUCCGGACUCCUUCUUCGUCAUUGCUGGCUAUCACGGCGAGCCUUUCGUCAAGGAGGAUCCUACAAACCCGGACUGGUGGGGAGCCUAUCUGUAUCGCCUAGAGAAUGCACUCCGAAAUGCUUUGCCAGAGGCCCCUGAUCUGGCUCUGCCGUUCUGGGACGAGUGUGCGACUCACGGAACGGUCAAAAUCACGCCCGAUGGCGACCCUAAGACCACAAUUCCCGACACUUACUCGGUCUAUUCUCGUUUUCAGAUCUGCCUCAAGGCGCCAAACUACACCGUCUUCUCCAACAAGGCCUCCAUGGCCCAGUAUAUUAUUGAGAAUGGUGGCCAGCCACACUAUGGUGUAGCUCUCGAGGAGCCGCAUAAUGCCAUCCACCUUGCGCUUGGCGGUUUCUACGAGAAAGGCAAUUAUAACGCUGAUCCAUUUCUCGGCGCCAACGGUGACAUGGGCGAGAAUGAGACAGCUGCUUUUGACCCCAUUCUCUACCUCCAUCACGCCUUUAUUGACUAUACCUUCUGGCAGUGGCAGCUCCGCCAUGAUUGCACAGCUACCGGUAGUUUGACAGUCGAGGCUGGUAAGGAUGGCACGAUUAGCCUGGGUGACCCGACCUUCCCCAAGGGUACAGCCCUGGACACAAACAGUCCAUUGAAUCCAUUCACGAAGCCUAGCGGUGGAUUCUACACAUCGGAGGACGUGACAGACAUCAACAAACUUGGAUACAGCUAUGGCCGUGGCUCGCUCGACAAUGAUCCAGCCCGAUUUGAGCCACCCACGGAGCCCAUUGCCAAGAUCGCGCGGGUGCACAAUGUCAGUCGUGCAGACUACGCUGGCUCCUUCGUCAUCCGCACCCAUGUUGAAUUGCCCAGUGGUGAAAAGGUUGAAGUUGGGCGCGAAGCUGUGCUGAGUCGAUGGAAUGUUGCAGGAUGCCGCAAUUGCCAGGAUCGUCUGAACGAGAACUCAUUCAUUGCCAUCGAUAACAAGACAAUGGAGGUUUUGAAAGGCAACACUGACGAUGAGGCGAAAAUUAACUUCCACGUUCAGAUCCAGUCGCGUGAAUUUGGUGGGGAUAAAUUCCAUGCGCCUGUACGGGAACCAGCAGUGGAGUUUUUGUAG